Molecule: messenger RNA, 843 nt
Organism: Eucalyptus grandis
Lineage: Eukaryota; Viridiplantae; Streptophyta; Magnoliopsida; Myrtales; Myrtaceae
Exons: 1
Coding region: 219-716 (165 amino acids)
Source: RefSeq, a predicted model, not a curated record
UUUGCAAUCCGUGCCAUGGCCCGUCACCUAAAACUAGCCAGGCCAACUCCAUAAAGAAAUUUCUCCGAUUUCAUUAGCACAAUUUGCGUCAUUUCCUUAUCCCCUUAAAAGAUCUCUAUCGCUUCCCACUUGACCAACUUCCCCCAGCUCACAUUCCUACACAAGUUCACAAUCCUUGCAAUUAGCGAAUCAAUCUCACAAAGUCUUUCAUCAACACCAUGCCUAAAACCAAGAAAAAUGCUUGCAAGGAUGCCACCAAGUUGAGCAAAUUACUGAAGGCACCCAUUAGGAUUCUCAUCAAGGCCAGAGACUUCUACGUGCGGAGCCUGACCGACUGCUCGGGCCACAUCGGGUAUGGCAACGUCAUGGGCUGCCCGACAGGCCAGAUCAACACCCUGCCCCGGAGCUUCAGCGUCAGCUCGAGCAAGUCGGGCAGUGCCAACACAGACGAGGACUACCGGGAGCUUGUGAGGCUGGCCUCCCUUAGGAGCCUGAGCAGCAAAGUCAGGUCGGACCUCACGAGGACACAGCAUGUUGCUGCGCAGUCCCCGAUGACCGCAACGAAUAAUAAGAUGCCGAGGAGUUUCAGCACCGGAAUCGGGAGGAUCGAUGAAGACAAGCCGUGUGAAUUCGGGGAAGAAGUGAUGGUGAAGGCCGACGUGUACACCAGAAGCCGCAGCUACGUGCCUGCGAAGAGGACUUCUGGGUUGAUUUGAGACCCGGGAGACAUUGGAGAAGGCGAAAAUGGGGCGGCUUCAAUUUGUUUACUUUCCAGGGAAAACUUUGGAGGAGGUUCUUCUACUUUCCUUUUAAUUUUCGUUUUUUUUUUUUUUUUUUUUUUUU